CGGAAACUAGAGAGGAAUCUUUAAUGUCUCAAGGCUGUGUGUUGUUUACCUGACUCUUGUUAGCAUUGUUUCAACGUAUAAUUUACAGCCGUCUUAAAAAAUCUUGUCUUGUUGAACAAUUCUGGUUCCCAAAUAUCAGCGUUUUUGAUACAUUUUCUUGGCAUUAAAUGGGCCAUAGGUAUAAUCGACGUUUUGGUGGUAGAAUAUCUUACAUCAACCAAUGGGUUAAGUAUUCUUUAUGCUUGGCGAACUUCAUUUUCUUAGCUGUUGGAACAUUGUUUCUUGUGUUCGGUAUGGUCGCAUUUAGUGAGUCGGGAGGUAUACCAUGGAAAUCUAAAACUAUUGCAUUGCACUGGCUUUUCAACCUAACCGUAAUUUUUAUGGUCGUUGGGGUCAUAACCUUAUUUGUUUCACUGGCUGGUUUUGUCGGAUCUUUACGUGAAAACACUUGUCUGCUGAGAUUUUAUUACUUCAUUUUAACGUUGCUUUUUCUGACAGAGGUUGUUUGCUGCGUAUUGUUCUUUGUGUACCGUGAAUCAACUGUCCACAGGCUUGAAGAGUUAAUCAAAACUACUUUUGUUAUUCAAUAUAGAGAAAUUGGAUUUGAGGAUACAACAAACUUUAUGGAUUUUAUUCAAAAAGAGCUUAAUUGUUGCGGACCUAAGUCAUAUCUUGAUUGGACAGCUAAUCGAUACUUUUCAUGUGAUAAAUCUAAUAUAAGCCCUGAAGCUUGUGGAGUUCCAUAUUCUUGUUGCCGUCAAAUGAAUGAUAUCAGUGUUAAUAUUAUUAAUACAUCGUGUGGAUUUGGUGUACAAAAAUUAACAACUGCUGAAGCCAAUCGUUUGGUAUGGACAACUGGAUGUGUUCAUGCUCUUAUCAAUGCAGUGGAAAGCAACAUAGUCUAUUUCGCUUAUGGGUUUGUUAGCGUAGCUGUGUUUCAGCUUAUAGCUAUCCUACUUGCAAAGACACUGCAUACACAAAUCAAUGAUCAACUGCGUUUACUGCAUCAAGAAAAUAAUUACUUUUGAGAAUUUUUCUUCCGUCCGUCUAAAGAUAAUGUGCAUUAUUAUUAUUAUUAUUAUCACUAUUUGUAAGUAAAAAAAUAUAUUUUUGGAUUAUUUUUGGUGACUACUGCUAAUUCUUCAUCAAUCACUGAAACAACAAUUUACUCAUCUUAUAUGGAAUGAAUAAAGAUAAUAAUACGAAAAAUCCUUUCCUCAUCAAAUCGAUGUAUAUAUUCAUUCCUGACUGAUCCCACUGUGAUUUGAACUUGCUCAGUUCUUUGCUUGUUUUAUUUUUGCUGUUACAUCCUAAUGAAUUACAAUUUGUUAUCUGAAAAAUGAUGUAAAAUAUAAAUCGUAUUCUUUUGAAAUUUUAUUUUUUCUUAAUCUAAAACAUUGUCAAUGAUGAUUGUUUGUAUUAUAUUAUCUUUCAUUUUUAUAAUGAAUUUAUUUUAUUUCAUUAUAUUAGUAUUAUUCGAUGUAAUUUCCAUUCAUAAUUUUAAAGGAAUUAGAUCAACGACAUCAACAUAUCAUACAAGAUACUUAAAAUAUACAAAAUCUCUAAUUUAAGACUACUCUUUAUCAACAGCAUAUCUUUUCAUUGUAUUCAGCUUACAAAAGAGUUCAUUUGUUUUAGUCACUAAUCAAUUAAUCAGAAUGUUAACGUGAUUAUUCAAUUCAGUCUUAAAUAUAUAAAUACUCGCAAUAAGAUGAAUACUUGUUUAACAAAUGGUAUUCCUCAUAAUCUAUCAGCUUGGUAGAUGAAAAUCUAAUGUUCAUGAGGAUGGUUACUAGCUUCAUGUUUCAAUGAGAACAAUAUAGAUACAGACA
This is a messenger RNA of Schistosoma intercalatum, 1832 nucleotides long. NCBI's taxonomy places the organism in Eukaryota, Metazoa, Platyhelminthes, Trematoda, Strigeidida, Schistosomatidae. The record is from the annotation of a GenBank genome assembly.